UUUACUUUCAUUCAUAUUGUUUUUUGAAAUAUCAGUAUCAGAUUCAAUUUCAUAACAUAAAAAACCUGCUUAGAGGGUCCACCGACGCAAAGACUAUGUAGAUAAUAGCCGUUCUGUCCCUUAUAUAUAUGCCAACAUCUGAGAAGCAGUGCCGUAGUAGUACAUGCCGCCAAUAUGAUAGCACUUUGAUAAUUCCGUUGCUAUUUUUUUUCACGAUACUUACGGUCUACUUGUCUAACUAUGGAUGCGUCAUUUUCACACUACAUUUUCCAAGUUUUUCUACCUCAUGCUCGUGGUUCGUUCCAAAACUGAGCACCAUUACCAGUGCAUGUCCCUGUCUGCUCUGCGGAAAGCCGUUUAUGGCGAUGGCCGCUCAUAGCGAUGGCGAUGGCAGUGUUCCAACGGGGUUUCAGGUCCACGAUUUGCGAAGACACAAGGAGUGUACUCGAGGAGGUCAUCUAAGUCCUUCGUAGCGGAAGUCAGCUAGGACGUACGAUGUCAGGAGCACCGAAGCCGUGGCCGACGCGCUCGCCCGACCGGGAAAUGGAGGCCAGAAUAGCUCGACUGAGCAAGCUGGACCACCUUUUUCGCGGUAAGAUUGCGACAGCGCGCAAGUCGAUGGGAGCAAGCCCUUUGCCGGGAAAGGCGUUUUCAGCCGAAGAGGACAACACUAGACAGGAAGAAAUUGUAGUUGAUCGAGAUUUUGAUCUUCGAGACCAAAACGUCGUCUGUUUAGAAAAUACAUCGUCUAGUUCUUUAUCAACAUGUGCACUUCAAUCUAGUUCAUCUCGGUGUCCGACGAAAGAGCAAGAGGAGAGCAUAUGCGGUGUUUUGGAUACCCAGGAUCAAGCAACUACAAGUAGAAAUACACUGGCAGAGGAACGCGAGGACGAACACCACAUCAAGCACAAUUAUAAUGAAGUGGGAGAUGCAUUGCGAGCUGAAAUAAGAACAUCAGCACACGACGAAUACGUGGCUUGUCCUGUUCCAUAUGAGUAUGCAGGUGAUCAGGAGGAACGAACAGACGAGGAGGGGAGAUACGGUGCAAGGGAGCAGGACAUACUGCAGACUGCAGAAAAGGAUGCGAUUCUGAAGAAUUCGCCUUUGCGUGCAUCCUCUGCUGUCGAUUUCGAUGAUGACAUCGCGUUUUCCGAGCUGUACAAGAAGAACAAGUCUCACGAAGCUGCGACUAAAAGCAAGGGUGGUCAAGAUCAUCGAGGAGCAAAGCAUACUGAGGAGGCCAAUAAAAGUAAGCUAAAUAAAGAGCGUGAUCGUAGAAAAGCGAAGCGACACAUUCAGAGUGCUACAGCAGUGGCAUCGUCUUCGCCUGGGCGUGAGCUGUUCGAAACACCUCCUUCGAGCGCAACAGAUGCACCUGAAAAUGAGGGUUCUGAUGGUCUUUUUCCUGCUGCUGGUGGACCUGUAUCAAAAGCAGUCGCCGCAGGUACUCGAUCUUCCCCAACGGCGCUGCAUAUAAACGCUCCUACAGCGACGCCCCGAGUAGCUGCAGCUGGAGCGAUCGGCUCUACCAUGUCGCAGUUCCGAAAUAGCCUGUCACUCAGUCUGUCAGGAUCAGCAAGGCGCGGAAAAGGGGAUGACACCAGUGGCAGCACCUCGGCGUCCUUUCGAGAGGGGCCACUGGCAGAAAACGCAAUGAUGAGUAGUCGAGGGUCAUCAUCUUCUACGUUCCUGCAGCAGCAACAACACGCAGCCUCUUUCGGAGAGCCACCUGCGACAGGUUUUUUUGCGAAUUUUCAGCUUCCGAAAUUCUCGCUGUGGCCCGCCACGGGAGCUCCUGCACCAGCUGGGACGACAGCUAAUGUUUUUUCGCCGCAGGAGUCUUCGACCGGUUCUGAUUCAUUUAGCAGAAGUGAGGCGCAAAAUGCUGUGCAACCCAAGCACUGGCAAGCGAAAAUACAGGGUGUCUCUCCGUCUCCGAUGUUGCCCUUCCGAACUGCUGGAUCGCCGCGAGUUCCACCUGGGAUUAUCGGACUACAGACACAGUCCGCAUCUGUUGCGAGUGUGGCAGCACCCGCUCGAGUACUUCCCGAUCCUGCUUCUUCGACCUCGACGGGCUCUCCCUGUGGAGACCAACAAGCAGGUGGAGAACGACAAGAGUUUGACGAAAAUCUCGACGUCGAUGGAAAUUCUUUCAGUGAAGAUCUCCACGCAAACUCCUUCAGCGAGGUGUCCGUUUCGGUUGCUGUAGAGGAACACCACAAGUUACCAGGAACAGGCGUCGGUGGAACUGUGGGUGCCAAUCAACAAGGAUCACUGGUUACUGCGCCGCCGAAGAUGUCUAUACUACUCCCGCAGGGGUCACCAGUACCAUCUUCACGAGUAGUGCCGAAUCUUCCCGUGUCAACAAGUGUGACUGCGUCUUCAGCUAGUGCUAUGGGCGGGGUAGGCAUGAGUGCUAGUUCGAUAAGUCAGACGAGCCCACGAGGCGUGACGACAUCGAGUUCUUCCACAGCCGCCAUGCGGGGUUCUCCUAGCGGAUUUGCUACUGCUCGGGGACCGGCGUCUUCAAGCAGCAAAGCGAGCAAGUCCAGUGCCACUGCGAGGGUAAUUCCGCAGUCUGCAAGAGGACCACCAACUGGAGGAAAGCCGCAAGUCGAUGUCCGCCGAGCGACCGUCUCGAAGUUUCCUGGAGUAUCGAUGUCACCACAGCAAGGGAAAAUCGUACACACCCUUUCUUGUUGCCUUUACGGUAGUUGUAGAUUGCAUAACCAAGUAUCCAUUCUGUCUGUGGAGUAGACUAUAAGAUGCUUCCUGUACUAGAUGAACUAUAUCUAUAGAUAGUUCGUCGAACUUUUUGUCUAUCAGCUUCCGAACUUCGUACCUCCGUCGGCGUCCUCUAAGGGUAAGAGGAGCGCAAACGAGACUUGGGUCCCAGUAUUUAGUGGAGCAGGGAAGAAAUCGCCAACGAAGGUUGGACAACAGAAUCCGAUCUCUCGAGUUGGUGCAUCACCAUCUGUAUCGUCAAGUGGUACGGGAAUUGGCAAUGGGAGAACGAGUAAGAAUACCGCCAAGUCGAACGGUGUGCCUCUUGCGUCGACGACAGCCGGCAACACUAGCGGCAGCACCCGCAGAGCAAAUGCUGCAACGCGUGGCACGGCAGCGGCUCGUAGUGCGUCGACGGCUUCAUCAGUCGGGAAGGGGUCACCGCGACGUCAGUCGUUUGUCUCAUCUUCGGGUGGUUCAGUACGCGGCGGCGGAACCGGCGGGACCAGCAGCGCGACAGGCGCACUGCCUCGCAGCUUGUCGUUCAAUGCCGGACGACCGCCAAGUUUCUCAGGCAAUAUGUCCUCGCAGAAGGCUACCAUCUCGACGUCAUCCGUAGCUGUGACUCGCGUUGCGGCCAUGGCUCCGUUUGCGAAGGCGAGACCUGCAGGAUCAAAUCAGCAAGUACUGAACCGACGCGCGACACACCACACUGGAGGUCCAGCAAAGACUCCGCGGGACGCAUCUCUAGUCGAGCAGAAACGAGGGCUUCAGAUGAGGUCACAUGAUGUGGUUAGAAAGACCGGUGAGAUGCCUUUUGCAGUGACGGAUAUAACAACCGCUGUGUCGGAACAGGAGACAAACGAUGAUAAGAGAAUGGACUCUACUGCCUCGUUACAAGUCGAAGAAGAUGAUAACGAUAAUGCCGAGAGGCCAGGUGAGACAAGUGCAGAAAACCUGAAACCUGCGCCUAGAAGCCCUUCGAUUCCUCAGGAGCGCUCCUUAGUACAAAAUGCUGAAGGUCAGACGCAAGACCUUCCCGAAGCUAACGACAUUAUCAAAAUCGGCCCGACCGGAAACGUUUCAUCGCAGAAACAAGAUGAUUGCAGCAAAAAUGCGGUUGGAGGGGCGGACGCAAAAGCUGUGGGCGAAGCCGGAGUUGAUAAAACUGAUAGAAGCUCCAAGAAGAUGCCACAAUAUGGACCCAAAAGCCUGCUGAACCAAGCAGGUUUCAUUCGGCUAGAUAUGAUUCAACAUCCAGGGUUGUCCAGUACUCGACAGAGUAGUCGCGAAACAACGUGUCCGCAGGAAUGUGAGACGACGAGUGCGACAGGCGGUUCUUCCUCCUCGUCAGCGUCCGUAUCUUCGUUUGCUGGCGUCGCUCCAGCGAGACCCAAUAAUACGACGACGUCUCGCCCACCGUUUCUGACGGCUACUGCGAGUCUCAUGAUGGGUGGGAAUCUGGGAUUUGCGCAAGCCUCGCCACGUAGUUCCUCAUCAGCCGAUGGGGAGGCUUCGUGCACGUCGUCGAGCGAAUCAAAACAAGGAACUUCUUGUUCUUCAAUUGCAAGGAACGACGCCACCGCAACCUCCGACGUCUAUCCUUGCCGAGAAGCAGCGAGAAAUAAUAUUCCAAGUGGUCUUGUUCCUAUGAAAAAUGGUCGCGGUCUUUCAACGACGGAAGCGAGAGCACCCGCCGUUGUGACAAGCAAGCCCGGCUCCCCGGAAGAGGCAUCAGGCCAGCUGCGCUUGCAUUGCAAUAUUCCACCACUCCUAAGUCCACCGGUAGGGCUCGGACAUAUACUAAAGCAAAUGUCGAAGGGUUCCUCGCUGAGCGGCUCGGCUUCGGUCACUGCUUCAAAGAGCACGCAGUCGAUUUCUGCGUCAUCGCCGUCGAUUUGCGCUGACAAAAGCAGAGAGAGCGACAGCAAAGAAGAAGCUGGAAUGAGCAAUCAUGUAAGCACGACCACGCGGCCGCCGUUGUCCAAACUGGGCGGCCAGUUUUUCCUUUCUUCGCCCCGCACCGAUAAUGCGGCGGGUAGGACACCUUUCGCAGCCGCGAAUCACGCACUGAACAUGACAUCGCCUGCAGGCUCGCUGCUUUUUGCCAAGGUAUCGGACUUGGCAACUGGAGCGACACUGGCAGGGAAGCAAUACAUUCGGGCUGCACGAGGAGGCGCUGCGUCGUUUUCCGUCAGCGCAGAUAAUUACUCGGCUGAGCAUUCAGCUGUCAGUGCGGGAGGACACGAGAGUCCGCCAACUGUGAGUCCUUUCAAAACAGAGCUCGAAAAACCAGCACUAAUAGCGGCUUCAUCUGUACGGGAGGAGCAUUUGGCAGGGUCAGAACAUCCGCGUGACCCACCAGCGGCAUCGGAGUUGUCAGCAGGCGGAGGGGGUAAGCCUCAACCAACUUUUGAAGGACACACUGAAAAAGUGUCUUUAUCGUUGUCAGGCAAAAACAAAAAUCCACUCAAAGACAAGGACGAUGCAAAACAGGCUGCAUCAAUAGCGAACACAGCAAGUAGCUCAGCAACGACCUUUUCUACUCGAGACAAUCAAAAGACUGCUGUUCCAGUGUCUCAGCCAGCGAGAGACUCGAGCCGACGGAGCGCGGACCUCGUUCUUGUCGAAGAUCAUUUUCAGCCUGCUGCAGAGUCGUUGAGCGCAGCUUUCUCGCGUCGGCGAACAAGCGUCGAGCGCAAUCGCUCGACUGUUGGAGCUGACAAUGCUAUGCUACGGGAGUCGUCGGUCUCGGGUCGGACACCGACACGCGCCUCUGCUGGUGGUAGUGUUUCAACUGGCGCGGGGAAGGAGACGGGAACAGGACCAGCGACUAGUUCAUCGACUCGAGGACAUAGUAUAACGUCACGUAGUGGAGGCUCGGCGACGUCGUCUGCUAUGGUCAAUACGCGAGGUGGAAAUAGUAUGAAUACUGGUGGCAUGUUUUCCGCACGUGGUCCUAACCCCUAUAAAGGUGCCUUUCCUCCGACGACAGGAAAUGGCAGAGGCGGAACCGCCAGCGUCGCAUUUUCGCCGCCAAAACGAUUGAAUUCUGUGAAUCGUAGAGUGUCCGCGCCAUUGGGAGCGCGUGCACGAUCGAGUGAGCGAACCCCAGCGAUAAGGGUAUCUAUCGGAGCAGGCCCAGCACGGGGUUCAACAGGUGCACCCCUUGCGAGUGCCAGAGGUGUCGUGGUUGCGACACGGGCCUCACCACGCCGACCGCAUGGCGAUGCAUUGGCGAAUUGCAAUACGAAUACUUCGACUUUGGAAUCGGCAGAGGAGCAAGGUGACGAUAACAAGGAUGAUGAUGUCGUCGCUUUGUCGCUGGCAUCUGACGAGGAAGCAGAAAGAAGUGAUUGUGCAGACAGGGAUGAUGAUGCAAGUAGGGUGACGCCCCUCCUAAGUCAUGGAUCGCGAUCGCCACGUAAAGCGGACGAAGGGACUAGAAUAGCGCAGGAGGAAGAGCGACAAGCGCGUUUGACGGGCCUGCCUCGUUCCUCGUUCUCCGUUCCCGGCGGUGCGUCGACAAACAGCGCAAUUAGUCGGGGGAGCACGACUUCGUCGAGCGGAAAUCCUCUGAAUGCACUGAAUCUGACUGGAGGAAGCACCACUGUCGAGAAAAUCAAAGCACUGGAACAGGAUCGCAUCGAGCGGCGCAAACGGCAGGAUGAGCUGAGGGAAGAAAAGCGAUUGUUGGCCCAAAAGGGUGAGGAUCCGAGUAUGUUGGAGUUCAAGAGAGAGAUCGAGCUUUUUCGACAGCAAAUGGAUGCCUCUAGUUCGAGCACGAGAGGUGGUGCCAAAAGUUCACCAUCAAAGAACCUCUCUCGUAGUACGGGUCAGCGAAGAGCAACGAUAGACUCAGCGCAUAUUUGGCCAGCUAAGCGGAAAGUUUUAGUGGCCGUCCGUAAGCGUCCUCUGGCGGAAAGCGAGUCGAAGCAGUUGGACAUUGUCUCAUGCUACGACAACGUGGUCUACGUGCACGAAGCGAGGCAAGGCCUCGGAGGGUCGAGCCACGGACGCUGUCUGCAGCGACACGAGUUUCCUUUUGAUAUGGUUUUCAGCGAAACUAGCACAAACGAGCAGCUCUUCCGAUCGAUAUGUGCGCCACUAUGCCAACGCGCCUUGCAGGUGGGGGCAUCCGGAACUCUCUUUGCCUAUGGCCAGACUGGAGCGGGGAAAACGUAUCAUUUGAAGUUGUGCCCAUUGGUUAUGUAUAAUUCUAAUUCAUUGAUUCUAACAUUCGUCUUCGUGUAAUUUGUUUCCUUGAUCUCACGGUUACUGGCCCUGAAUAAAUCCCCGCAUUGAGACAACCAUAGUGGCACCUGACUCUACGUGGUUAGCGAAGAAUCAAUUAGAAUUAUCAAAAUUUGAAGAUGAACUUGAACAGGUUUUCAGUCGCUGGGUCAGCGGGUUUUAUCACCAAGAAGGCACGCCCAGAUCGCAUUCCUGGAUUGGUGCAGCUCACUGCAGAGUUGUUAUUUGAUAGCAUUGAUCCAGAGGAGAUGGGCAUUAGUAUGAGCUUCGUAGAGCUCUACAACGGUCGGCUAUUCGACCUUCUCUGCAGUGGCGAUAAUUCUCAAAUUAUGAUGUGUUUGGGAGUGUAUGCGUAACUGUAUUUGGAUUGAUGGAAUUUCGUUUGAAAUUUCAGUUGAUACAGUCUCUAUCUAAGGUCUUACUAAAUCUAAAAUGCGUACAGGCAGCACUUUUUUCUUCUUGAUGUUUUGCAAAGGUCUAAUGUUAGUGGCGAACGGCGGGAGAUCAAAUUACUGGAAGAUGCGCAAAAUAACGUCCAAGUCAUAGGAAUGACCCAAUGUGCAGUGCAUUCCGUGCACGAGGUUGAGCAGCGACUAUUAUGGCUCACUCUGAUCCAUCUUCGGAAGCAUCUCAGAGAGGUUUUCAAGGGGAAAACGCUCUCAGGAUGAGCUUCGAGAUGGAUCGGGGUGAGCUCUAAGACUCGCAGGAGGCGCUAAAGUAAGGGCAACCGGGGAAAAUGUCCAAAACGACCACUCAAGUCGCAGUCACGCGAUUCUCACUCUGCAGUUGCUUCUUAUGGUUGUGGGUGAUGAGAGAUCAUAUGCAAUUUUUUUCUGUGAUGAAUAGGGUGGAAAGAGAGUGGUGUGUUGCUGUAUAUCUCUGAAAACAUUGAAAUUUCAAUCAUCAGAGUAACAAGAGGUUUUGCGUAAAACAAAACGUAGCAUCAAUAAUUCCUCCGCUACUUAAAACAAAACCGCGUCAACCCAUGGAAUGCGUCCCAUUCUCUAAUCCGAAGAAAGGCUUUUCCCAUGCGAGCGAGGGUGGCGACGUCCGAUGGCGGAAGUAUGGCAAAGUUACGCUUGUGGACCUAGCCGGGAACGAGCGUGGUCAUGAUACGGGAUAUCAUGCCUGCUCACGCGCAAAGGAGGAAGCACGAAACAUCAAUAGCAGUUUGUUGGUAUAUAAUAAUUUUUGAGAUGUUCUUUGAGUUUGGUGAUCAUUCAUGGUCUGAUUUCGAUUUCCUGCUCAUCUGACAAACUACUUCUUUGUCAUCUCUGGAUUGACCUUCUAUCCCCCAAGAACGACGAACAUGCCGAGAAUUCUCUGCUUCCAAGUACAACUUCAACUUAACAGGCUCUAAAAGAGUGUCUGCGGUCGUUAUCGACGAACGGGCAUGUGCCUUUUAGGCAGAGCAAAUUGACGAUGCUGCUGAGGGAUAGCUUCAUUGGGGAAAACUCCAUUACUUCUAUGCUCGCGUGCAUCUGUCCAAAGCUUGGAGCACAGCAGUAUAUUCUAGACACCAUUCGAUACGCGCAGCGUGCACGGAUGUAGGUUUGGGGACUCUUCUUCUCGAGACACAUGGCAUUUUUAGCAAUUUUUAGACACUGAUAUAUCAGAAUCAUUCAGCCACUUCAAAGAGGAGGCUCUUCUUGAUUUGGGGAGGUUCUUUUGAUGAAGCAUUGCUAGAAGUUUUCGAAUACAUCGAUGGGACAGAAGUAAAAUUUCAACUGCCGAAACCAAAUCGCUAUGAUUUCACAGUAAUUUCUGUGGUGAAGUGCCUUCCAUGGCCUGAUUUCAAUUUCCGCUAAUCUAAACCUUCCACAAUUCUUGGCGCACUUGCUGGGUGUAGAAGCAGUGACGCACGUGACUUUUAGUCAAUGACCAAAAACAAGACACUGUUGACCAAGAUACACUGCUCGCCGAGGUUAGGAUUUGAUUCACGUCUCGAGAGUUGUGCUAGAGUUUAAGUACCGUAACCCUGUAAUUUUUUGGUUUACAAGUAGUCAAGACAGAAGGCUGAGCAAAAGCAGGCACAGUCUGCCAUGGCAAAUCGAGUGCCACCAAAGAGUAG
Molecule: messenger RNA, 9049 nt
Organism: Amoebophrya sp. A25
Lineage: Eukaryota; Dinophyceae; Syndiniales; Amoebophryaceae
Source: the annotation of a GenBank genome assembly